Molecule: messenger RNA, 3059 nt
Organism: Asterias rubens (European starfish)
Lineage: Eukaryota; Metazoa; Echinodermata; Asteroidea; Forcipulatida; Asteriidae
Product: caspase-3-like
Exons: 9
Coding region: 137-1492 (451 amino acids)
Biological process (GO): regulation of apoptotic process; proteolysis
Molecular function (GO): cysteine-type endopeptidase activity
Source: RefSeq, a predicted model, not a curated record
GUAAGUUAUCUAGUCGUGGUUUUGGGACCUUGUCGAUCUGUUAUUGCAACAAUUUUCCUGCAAAUGUUUUUUGCGAUAAUUCUUUAGACGCUGAAUUCAGAGAAAUCUCAGAUUAAGCUGUUGAGAGCAUUACAACAUGGAGCAGGCUCAUAAAGACCUCCUUCGAAAACAUCGUGUUCGACUUGUUCAGGAUUUAGACGUUGCUUAUGUCUUUGAUGGUCUCGUUCAAAAAAACAUCUUCGAUCCUGCUGAUUAUGAAGAUUUUGAGGCAGAAGGGAAAUCAAAAAGGAAAAUGAACCAGAUGAUCCUGACUGCCCUGGAGAAACGUGGGCCGAAUGCCUUUGAUGCCUUCAUCUGGGCACUAAGGCAACACAAACAAGGCAUUUUAGCCGAUCUCCUUGAUCCGAGCUCAUCGACCGGCCCAUCUAGAGUGAACAACCGAUACGACCGUCUCGUCUCCCAGCCCACUGAUUCUUCCGCUGGUCCCGCAGGGGACGUGGUGAAGUCAGAACCCAUGGAUGUCAGAGAACACAUAGUUGGACAACCUGUGAUUGCGUCUCCAUCUGCUGAAGGAGAAACCCAACUUUGGCUCGGAAACAGCCCAGCCGUAUUAACAGAUAUUGAGAUGCAAGAAGCUACAAACGAUUCACAGGAUUCAGAUCAGGUGUAUACGAUGAAAUCCAAGCCUAGAGGCAUCGCAGCAAUCAUUAACAACAAGCACUUCAGAACGAUGAAUACACGAAAGGGGACCAACAUCGACGGCAGAAAUCUUAAACAUGUCUUUACAAAGCUCGGGUUCAAUGUAAUUGAGAGGGAAGAUCAGACAGGAGAGCAAAUACAGCAAUUUAUACGUGACUUGUCCACCCACAACCACGAAAGCUUUGAUGGCUUUAUCUUGGCAGUCCUGAGCCAUGGCAUCGAGGGCGCUAUUUACGGUGUCGAUGAGAGAGUCGUUAAGAUCGAACAUAUCACUGGGUAUUUUGAAGGAAGGCAGUGCCCAUCCUUGGCCGGGAAACCCAAACUGUUCUUUCUUCAAGCUUGUAGAGGAGAGAGAUUUGACUCUGGAAUAGAGGCAACCGAUGGACAAGCUGUAUCAGCUUCGAUGCCCACAACGGCAACGGCUAACGACUCCAUAUCGUCCUUGACAGAUGAGGAGUUGGCUCAGAAGAUGUUACGCAGAGAAUUGGAAGACACUACUGAUGCCUCUAACGCAUUGAAAGCAAAACUACCGAGUCAGAGUGAUAUGCUGCUUGCUUUUGCAACAGUGCCAGGUUUUGUGUCGUGGCGUAACUCUGAGCGCGGCAGCUGGUUCGUACAGGCCUUGUCGGAAGUUUUCCUCCAGCAUGCACACAGCGAAGAUUUACUUUCCAUGAUGACAAUCGUCAACAACAAAGUUGCCAAAGCGUUUGAGUCAUCCUCCGGGCAGAACAAACAGAUACCUGCUCCUGUCACAAUGCUGCGCAAGAAACUCUUCUUCAACCCUGGCAAAUAGACCCCCCCCCCCAAAGAAUAAUUGUGCUAAGUAACUGUGCAUGUUCUUGUUGACGGAAACCCAACUUACCCGACAAAGUGGCCGACAUGUGACAAAGUGCUGUCAAUGCUUCGUACAAAGCGAAUUUGACGUCACAGCUUUGUUUUGUACCGUGGAAGAAAAGAUCUCAUUCCCAAGGUCGCCCAUUUAAUACCCUAAAUUGUAGUGUAGAUAUUAUCAAUGUAUUUCCUAUAUAAUCCAGAAUUUAUACAUUAAGCCAUUUCUAACUUGGAGUUGAGGGUGUGAGCGUCGAGCGCCCAAGCCCACCAGACUCAAGCCCAUCGGACUUGUGUGUUUCUGAGACGCCUUUAAGAUGAAACAUUAUGUGAAAACCGAUUAUUAUUCUAUUAUAAAAUCUGGUACAAUGACUUGCUUUGUCACAAAGGACCUCUUCAAGUUGAACUUCUCAUACUAGAGACAGUUGCUGUGUCACAUGGUUCGGGGCAAACUUUUGUGAGUUAAGUAAAGGCUCGGUCACACAGGCCUUGGUAACGUGAACAGAACGAGAAUGUUGAAAGUGCACGCCCUCGAUUGGGCCCUCGAUUGGGCGUAUUGUGCAUGGAGCAACUCAACCAAUAGAAUGCUUUCUCUUUGCGUCGUUAUCAUUAUCGUUUUUGUUAUUCCUGCAGUGUGACUCGGCCUUACGAGAGGGUAACAAGUAUACAGUGCUUUGCACACACUAGCAUGGCGUAAGCGUAAAAACAUGUAUUGUCUGAUAAUGUUACUAGUUUUUAAGGUACCUUUUAAUACUAAUACAGUACUGUAAUGAUUAAUAGCUGUAGAUACUUGGCACAGUGUUACUGUUAGAAGAGUUAACCUUUCCCUGGAAUCCAAUGACUGGAGUAAGGUUAGCCAGGUCAAAGGUCACAACCAUUGUAUUGGAGAGCAAUACAUCUCAUUAAUUUUUAUCGUUAUAAUGAGUAACAUUUUACCCAUAGGCCAUAGUCUAUACCAAUUAUUCAAUUUAAAUUCAUAUUGUACAUUUUUUUGCAUUCAUUUUAUUAAAUGUAUGUUUAAUUUCGAACCAUCUCAAAGUUUGGGUUAUGGUUCCAACUCCGAUGUGACAGGAGAUUCUGUCCCCAAUAUGGCGAACUGUGUACUAACUUUUUCUGAUAGCGCCCUCUGUUGAAUCAUUAUACUCAUGGCCUUGUUUAUUUCCCAUAUGGGGAACAAAAUCUCCGGGGACAGAUUUUCCUGGGCAUCGCCUCCAUCACAGGAACCAAUUUCAUAAAUACUGCUCUAAAUGUUUCUCUGCUUAGCAAACAUUGAGUGUCCCAAUCGCUGAAUCGCAGUCACAAUAAUGUAAACUUAAUGUAAUUUUGGCUGGUAACCUAUGUCUGCUAGGCAAUACCUUUUUGUGGUUAGCAAGGUUUUGUGCUUACAGGCUUUAUGGAAUUGAGCCCUGUUAUGUUUAGGCCGAAACUGGAUACAUGUCUCUUGUUUACAGACUAUAGAAAAUGGCUUACUUGAAAUUGUCCAUUGUUAUUGUCUGUCCUGAAGUUAAUUGUGAAUAAAAAUGAAAAACAUA